AAGCGUUAACAGUUUAAUAAUCUCCGUAACUGAUUAAAUUCGAGCUAAUUGUUUUUAUUCAAAAUUCAGUGUCAGCUGUUAUAUGCUACUUAAAUUUAAACAUUAUUACAGGCAUUUGGAAGUUUUUCAACCCUAUAAAUCGCUGUUACGAUUCAUAACCUUAACCUUAACGGAAAAUGCAGCAUUAAGACACUGCAACAGCUAUAAUCAUUUUAAUAUUCUAGAAGGAAUGCACUCUGAAACGACAAAACGUAAAAGCACAGAGAAAACUAUUAAAUGGGAACCAGAGAGGAUACUGGAAGGAUCAUCAAUUGACCAUAGCGUCAUUGUGUUAAACAGAAAAAUCAGUCUACCAGCGGAUAUAUUACAAUGCAUUUGGCAAAGAGCGCAUAUUCGAUGCACUGUUGAUGGAGGUACAAAUCAUUGGCUACAAUUUCUAAAAACAGAAUGUCAAGGUUUAGAAAUGAAACCUCCUGACUUAAUAACAGGCGACUUUGAUUCUAUUAACAAAGAAUCAUUAAAUUACUUCAAAACAACGCGCAUAGUGCACACUCCAGAUCAGGAUUAUACGGACUUUACAAAAGCUUUGGCAUUAAUACGACCAAUGCUACAACCUAAGCUUUUAAAUGACAUAGUUGUUCUGCAUGACACCUCUGGUCGCUUCGAUCAGAUUAUGGGUAAUAUAAAUACUCUUCAUCGUUUUAAAGAUUUGAAGGUGCAUUUACUUAGUCGAAAUUCUUUAACAUGGCUAUUACGUCCCGGCAAACAUUCCAUAGAAAUUCCAAGCGAUUUAGUGAAUGAGCAACGGUGGUGUGCAUUGAUGCCUAUAGGAGAGGCUGUCAAAAAUAUAACAACAACUGGUUUGAAAUGGGACUUGAAGAAUGAUAGUAUGGAAUUUGGAGGUUUGGUGAGCACUUCUAAUACAUAUGCUAGCAAAAAUGUACAAAUCGAAACACCUACAAGUUUAAUCUGGUCAAUGGGAGUAUAUAAUUUUGACAAUUAAAUUAAGAUAUUUGUAAAUUAGGAACAAAUUUAAAUUACUGAUGAUAGAUAAUUUUUAUGUAAUCAUAUAAUUGAGGAAGGGCAUUAUGUGUUAUUUACGUUAUGUGCAAUCUAAUCAAUAAUUGGAAAUGAACUUGAUUUUGAUUAUUGGUUACUUAAAAUUAGUGUAGA
This is a messenger RNA of Teleopsis dalmanni, 1173 nucleotides long. RefSeq names its product thiamin pyrophosphokinase 1-like. The record is from RefSeq and is a predicted model, not a curated record. Gene Ontology annotation, molecular function: ATP binding; thiamine binding; thiamine diphosphokinase activity. NCBI's taxonomy places the organism in Eukaryota, Metazoa, Arthropoda, Insecta, Diptera, Diopsidae. The coding region runs from base 83 to 1003 and encodes 306 amino acids. The transcript is spliced from 5 exons. Gene Ontology annotation, biological process: thiamine metabolic process; thiamine diphosphate biosynthetic process.